GGCUCGUCCUCUUUGCUCAGCUUGCUAGUCCGGCGUCCCUCGCACCACGGUUCCUGCAAAGUCUACGGUUGUUGUGGCUGGGGCUCGGACGAAAGUCGAGUCCCUGGAUCCCCGAGAGCAGUAGUGCUGGGAGGCCUGGACUGCCCGACCGCAGGCGUCCUCCCAGCUACCAAUGCUUGUUUGCUACUAAUGGGUGUAAGCAAGUUAGAUGUUCUUUAUCGGAGACUUCUCCUUACAAAACUUUUUAUCAGAGGAUGGGGAAGACCAGAAGAUCUCAAAAGACUCUUUGAAUUCAGAAAGGUGAUUGGAAAUCGAGAAAGAUGCCAGAAUCUGGUUUCAAAGGAUUAUCCAGUAUAUAUCGAUAAGAUUGAAGAGCAGUCAGACUGUAAGAUUCUAGAUGGACACUUUGUUUCCCCCAUGGCCCAUUAUGUGCCUGAUAUCAUGCCAGUUGAAUCUGUUAUUGCAAGGUUCCAAUUUAUUGUGCCUAAAGAAUGGAAUGGCAAAUACAGACCUGUCUGCAUUCAUCUUGCUGGAACAGGAGACCAUUAUUACUGGAGGAGACGAACACUAAUGGCCCGUCCUAUGAUUAAAGAAGCCCGAAUGGCUUCUUUAUUGUUAGAAAACCCUUAUUAUGGCUGCAGGAAACCUAAGGAUCAAAUAAGGUCCAGCUUAAAAAACGUGUCUGACCUUUUUGUGAUGGGAGGAGCUCUUGUUUUAGAAUCUGCAGCUCUCUUGCACUGGCUAGAGAGGGAGGGUUAUGGACCUCUAGGAAUGACCGGAAUAUCCAUGGGAGGACACAUGGCUUCCUUAGCAGUAUCCAACUGGCCUAAGCCGAUGCCAUUGAUUCCAUGUCUGUCCUGGUCCACAGCAUCUGGGGUCUUCACUACGGGUGUAUUGAGUAAAUCAAUUAAUUGGAGGGAGCUGGAAAAACAGUAUUAUAACCAGACAGUUUAUGAAGAAGAAAUUAUUCACAUGCUUGAAUACUGUGGAACAGAUUCUUUCAAAAUGGGACAAGAGUUUGUGAAACACUUCCCUACCAAUGCAGACAAGCUAACUAACCUUAACCUGGUUUCUAGAACUUUAAAUUUAGAUGUAACAGACCCAGUUGUAUCCCAAAAACCUGCUGAGUGCCAUAAUUCUAGUAAAACAUCUAUCAGUGGCACAUCAGAAAGACUCUUAUUGCAAGAUGCCUCUAAGAUGGAGUACUUCAAUCAAAAACUUUCAACCAACAAAAGUAGUUAUACAAGUUCCAACCCUCAGUCACACCACCUACUCAGUAAAGAACAAAGAAGAAAUAAUCUUCAGAAAGAAUCUUUAAUAUUUAUGAAAGGAGUCAUGGAUGAAUGUACUCAUGUAGCAAAUUUCUCAGUUCCAGUUGACCCAAGCCUCAUUAUAGUGGUUCAAGCCAAAGAAGAUGCCUAUAUUCCACGAACAGGAGUUCGAAGUCUUCAAGAAAUUUGGCCUGGUUGUGAAAUCCGAUAUCUAGAAGGGGGUCAUAUUAGUGCUUAUCUUUUUAAGCAAGGACUGUUCAGACAAGCCAUCUAUGAUGCAUUUGAACGCUUCCUCCUUAAGUAUGCUAACUAAUUGGAUCAUGUCACGUAAACAGUACAGCCAUCAUGUUUAUAACAAAAGGAAUUUUCAUCCUAUAAUGAUGUGAAGAACAAGCAGACAGCAAUAUAUAUCUAAUUGCUUAUCAAUUUAGUUUGGAAUUCAGUGUUACAGAUCCAUCAGCUAUAAACUUUGAAUACAUUUGAAUAAUUUUAAAACCAUACUUGAAUUAAAUAAUGCUAAAUAUUUUUAUUAUUGUUUGUUGGAAUCCCAUAUACUAAAUUUCUAGUCUGU
Molecule: messenger RNA, 1842 nt
Organism: Otolemur garnettii (small-eared galago)
Lineage: Eukaryota; Metazoa; Chordata; Mammalia; Primates; Galagidae
Gene: ABHD18
Product: abhydrolase domain containing 18
Exons: 13
Coding region: 190-1584 (464 amino acids)
Source: RefSeq, a predicted model, not a curated record